Salvia miltiorrhiza (redroot sage) is the source of this 1000-nucleotide messenger RNA. Its product is annotated as single-stranded DNA-binding protein WHY2, mitochondrial. Gene Ontology annotation, biological process: regulation of DNA-templated transcription; defense response. The transcript has 8 exons. Gene Ontology annotation, molecular function: single-stranded DNA binding. Bases 136 to 843 code for a protein of 235 amino acids. The record is from RefSeq and is a predicted model, not a curated record. NCBI's taxonomy places the organism in Eukaryota, Viridiplantae, Streptophyta, Magnoliopsida, Lamiales, Lamiaceae.
AUCAAAGACGGACGACUGGGACGAGUGUGGUGUGAAGUGUAGGUCUUUCUUUAGAAACCCGCGUUCACACUGCUACUCCUGCGCCACCGGCGGAACACUCUCUCGCUCUUUCUCUCUCUGGUUUCGUGAAGAAAGAUGUUGAAGCUGUCGAAGCUGCUCCUGCACUCCUCAAGGGCUUCGAAGAGUAUGCUUGGUGUAGCUGCUAAUGACUUCAAAUUAUUUAGUGGCAUUGCCACCCGGGCGUGGAUGUCUACUGCUACAGCAAAAUUUGAGCCUAGCGCUAAAAUAUUUGCACCUUAUUCAAUUUACAAGGGUAAAGCUGCACUAUCUGCUGAUCCUCUUCUACCCAAGUUCACUAAAUUAGAAACUGGAGAUUACAGAGUUGAACGUCGUGGCGUCAUCAUGUUGACAUUUUGGCCCGCUAUUGGUGAGCGUAAAUAUGAUUGGGAGAAAAGGCAGAAAUUUGCUCUGUCCGCAACAGAAGUUGGAUCCCUGAUCAAUUUGGGUCCAAAGGAUUCAUGUGAAUUCUUCCAUGACCCAUCAAUGCUAUCAAGUAAUGCAGGUCAAGUUAGAAAGAGUCUUUCAAUUAAAGCACAUGCUGAUGGUAGUGGUUACUUUGUUUCUCUGAGUGUUGUCAGCAAUGUCCACAACACAAAUGACCGGUUUGUUGUUCCUGUCACUGGUGCUGAGUUUGCAGUGAUGCGGACUGCUUUCUCUUUUGCCUUGCCGCACAUCAUGGGUUGGGAUAAACUUGUGGUGAAGGUCCCUUUUAGCGGUAAUGGUGAAUCUUCAGGUUCAGCUAGGGUGGUUCCUCAAGCCCAGACCUCUGAGUGGGAUAGAUAGAUAUAUGUUCACUUUUGCCAAUCAUCUUUGUAAUGAUGCCCAUUUUGUUAAUUAGGGUUUGAGUGUCAUUGCAGUCUGUGAUACUUCCCAAGUGGCUGUUUCUGGAUUCUAUAACCAUUUGCAGUAGUAAUUAAGCAAUCCAUUUUCAGAGGAUAAA